AUGAAGCUUCCGCUUCUCAAGCCCAAAACUCAUAUUCAAAUAGCUCGCAAAAAUCUUAUGAUAAAUUACACGUCAAACAAAUUUCGGAAUCGCAAUCUAUUCCCGUUGAUAGAAAAAUUAAGAAUAGAACCUUUAGUGGAAGAUACCGUUAAAGUUGUUAAUGUUGAUAAAAAUUCUACAGAUAAGCAAUCACUCGCAAUUGAAUUGGUCUAUCUAUUUGAAAAAAUAAGCUUGGCAGAAAAUAAUACUAAACGAGCCAAAGUGGAAGAAAUUACAAGCUGGUACCAAUAUAGAAAGUAUUUUGAAAAAAGACUUGAUGAUAUCUUACCCGAAAACCAAAGAAAUGAUAAGAGAGCCUAUGAUUUAGCAAGUGGGCAGAUUUAUGAUGAAAUGCUACAGUAUCUUUCAGAAGAUAAAAUUAAGCGAAUUAAAACUUAUAGUGCAAAUAAACUCUCAAAGUUAACUGAUGUGCAAAUCGAUACAAUCAAGAAGCAUUUCAUUGCUAUACCGCAUGACCUAAAGUCACGCACUCAUAUGACUGAG
Molecule: messenger RNA, 543 nt
Organism: Racocetra persica
Lineage: Eukaryota; Fungi; Glomeromycota; Glomeromycetes; Diversisporales; Gigasporaceae
Source: the annotation of a GenBank genome assembly